CUGCGGUGUUGCCUAAUGAUCCCCUCACGAUGCUUCAUCCAGACCCGGAGUUGUGUUGGCUUCCUUGUUGGUGAAGGUCGUGGUAUCCGCUGUUCCCGCCUCUUCCUUACCCUCUCUUCAGCUUCAGCUCUUUUCCUCUUUAAUCUCAAGAUGUAUUACAUAUUUAGAGAUAAUGUCCGCCGUUUACUUAACAUCAGCACUAUUAAAAUCGACAAUAUAUUCUUCCUCUUCCACUACAAAAUUACUAUGGUGUUGUUGGUGGUGUUUGGUCUGCUGGUGACGAAGAAACAGUAUUUCGGUGAUCCUAUUGACUGUAUCGUGGAUGCCAUCGACAGUGAUACAAUAGACAUGUACUGUUGGAUCCAGUCGACGUUCACCAUUCCCGCUCUGACUGGAGCAGUGAUUGGAGAGGAAGUGCCACAUCCUGGUGUGGCGACUCAUGACUUUAUGAAGCACGGCACGGAGGAGACCAAGUCGUACACAGUGAGGCAUCACAAGUACUACCAGUGGGUCGUCCUCUUCCUUUCCCUUCAGGCCUUCAUGUUCUAUCUGCCACGUUACAUCUGGAGGAGCUGGGAGGGGGGACGUGUGGCCAGCCUGGUGGGGGAGCUGCACCUGCCAGUAGUCGAUCCCAACUUAAGGCAGAAGCGACUUUCCGUGGCUGUGGAAUAUUUCACUCGCUACUUCCACCACCAUAACAUUUACGCCUUCCAGUUCUUCUUCUGCGAGCUUCUCAACUUCACCAAUGUGCUUGGUCAGAUUUACCUUACUGACAGAUUCUUGGACUAUGGCUUCCUGAACUACGGACCACGGGUGUCAAACUAUGACGAGCCAGAGACCUACUCUGGCCACGACCCCAAGGAUGAAAUCUUCCCCAAAGUGGCCAAAUGUUCCUUCCACAAAUUUGGUCCCUCAGGCUCCAUCAUUCGUCAUGAUGCACUGUGUGUUCUGCCACUCAAUAUUUUGAAUGAGAAGAUUUUUGCUUUUCUCUGGUACUGGUUCUUGGUGGUGGCUGUUAUCACUACUCUUGGCCUGGUGUACCGAAUAGCAACCUUCCUGCCCACCUUCCGCACCUACCUGCUCAGGGGACGCUCACGUUUGGUGGCCAAGGAAAAUAUUGAUCAUAUAUGCCACAGAUGUUACAUUGGCGACUGGUUUAUUUUGUACCUAUUAGCAAAGAAUAUGGAUGCCUUUGUAUACCGAGAUUUCAUUCAAGAAUUGGGUCAACACUUGCCUGACAAAGAGAAAGUGUCCUAAAAGAGCAUGCUGACAUUGAGAAAAAAAGUGUGCUGGAAAGUGCAACAUCACGGGUCCUUGACUUGCCCCACAACAAACUUGGAAUACUUAUUUUUAAGAUGUUAUUACAAAAUGUUACUUCAAUGCUGGAAUCAAAGCCACUAAGGGACAAACAACUCAGAUAUUUCCAGUGCUGCCUACAUAAGCAGGAUGAAAACUGCUGUUGGUAUUAACUAAAGGCAACUGUUUAUUAAUUGAAUGUUUUUUUUUUUUUUUUUAUGUAGGAAGGACACAUGUAUGAAUUAGGUAGCAAAACCUUAUUAAUACAUUCAAGAUCAAGAUUUAUUUAUCUUUUUUGCAAGAAUGUUAUGCAUUGCCACAGAAAGUAACUAUUGAUGUGUUCCUUUAUUUCUUCUCUUAGCUGUAUAUGUUAAGGUUUGCCAUUAUGGCUUACCCAUCUCCACCUUACCCUGUUUUCUGUGUCUUCUGUUACACCCAUGAUCUGCAUAUCUUCCUUGGUGAAUGAAAGGCUGCUCAGCAUAAAACUUUGUCAAAUCAGUUAAUGAUAUGAUAUCUGUGGCUAUCACUAAAUGUGGUGCAUUCUUAUUGGCAACUACACAUUUCAGUUAAAGUGGAACACAUUACCAAGUGACCAGGAAAGAAUCAUUAGUUUGAGCUGUUUUUAAUUUAUUUGUUAGUGUUACUGUAUAGAUGAAAUCAAAGCUUCUAUGUUAUAAUUGUGAAGAGACUUUAGACAUACAAAGUGGAAGAAACGUUAUAGUGCAUGUCUCAAUCUAUGUGCUUAGUUUCUAUAAGCAGUGCACAUUUGCAUACUAUGUUAUGUACAUUUCUUUUCAUAUUCUAGUGAGAUUUGAUAGCUUAGGUGCUAACUUGUUAGUUCAAAACCAUAGCAUCAACCUUAAGAACAUAAAUAUAUAUUAGUUAAGGCUAGUGAGUCUUUUACAUACAAAUAAUUAUUGCCAUACAUUU
Scylla paramamosain (green mud crab) is the source of this 2226-nucleotide messenger RNA. RefSeq names its product innexin inx2-like. Gene Ontology annotation, cellular component: gap junction; plasma membrane. The coding region runs from base 16 to 1257 and encodes 413 amino acids. The record is from RefSeq and is a predicted model, not a curated record. The transcript has 5 exons. Gene Ontology annotation, molecular function: gap junction channel activity. Lineage: Eukaryota; Metazoa; Arthropoda; Malacostraca; Decapoda; Portunidae. Gene Ontology annotation, biological process: phototransduction.